This is a messenger RNA of Medicago truncatula (barrel medic), 4330 nucleotides long. RefSeq names its product putative disease resistance RPP13-like protein 1. Gene Ontology annotation, molecular function: ADP binding. The transcript has 2 exons. Lineage: Eukaryota; Viridiplantae; Streptophyta; Magnoliopsida; Fabales; Fabaceae. The coding region runs from base 121 to 3003 and encodes 960 amino acids. The record is from RefSeq and is a predicted model, not a curated record.
UUCACAUGUUAUUCAUCAAAAACUGUUUUGUUAUCCAUUCACAUUCCAGUCAUAGCUCUUGCUUUCCUUCAAAAUUUCAUUUUCAACUUUCUACCUUGCUGGUUUAUUUUACUACAAAAAAUGGCUGCAGCUUUGGUGGGAGGCGCAUUUCUUUCUGCUACUAUUCAAACCAUAGCAGAGAAGCUAAGCUCAUCAGAGUUUCGUGUUUUCAUAAAAAACACAAAGUUCAAUUACUCGCUAUUGGCAGAUUUGAAAACAACACUUUUUGCUCUUCAAGCUGUUCUAGUUGAUGCAGAGCAGAAACAAUUCACUGAUCUUCCUGUCAAACAAUGGCUUGAUGACUUGAAAGACACAAUCUUUGAUGCUGAAGAUUUGCUCGACUUAAUAAGCUAUGCUUCCUUGCGGCGCAAGCUGGAGAACACACCAGCUGGUCAGUUGCAAAACUUGCCUUCAUCAUCAACAAAGAUCAAUUACAAGAUGGAGAAGAUGUGUAAAAGGCUGCAAACUUUUGUCCAGCAGAAAGAUAUCCUUGGCUUACAAAGAACUGUAAGUGGUAGAGUUUCUCGUAGAACACCUUCAAGUUCAGUGGUAAAUGAAUCUGUCAUGGUGGGUAGGAAUGAUGAUAAAGAUAGACUCGUCAAUAUGUUGGUAUCAGAUAUUGGAACAGGCAGAAAUAAUAAUUUAGGUGUUGUUGCAAUUUUGGGUAUGGGAGGCGUCGGUAAAACAACACUUGCUCAACUUGUUUACAACGACGAUAAAAUUGAAGAACAUUUUGAUCUGAAGGCAUGGAUUUGUGUACCGGAGGAUUUCGAUGUUGUGAGAAUAACCAAAUCUCUCCUUGAAUCUGUUGUUAGAAAUACAACAUCUGUCAAUUCAAUGGUCGAAAGCAAUAAUCUUGAUAUCCUUCAAGUUGAGUUAAUGAAACAUUUGAUGGAUAGAAGAUUUUUGUUUGUGUUGGACGACAUGUGGAAUGACAGUUAUGUUGACUGGGAUGAGUUAAUAACUCCCUUGACUAACAGAGAAACAGGAGGCAAAGUGAUAAUAACAACACGCGAACAAAAAGUUGCAGAGGUCGCAUGCACAUUUCCUAUUCAUAAAUUAGAACCUCUAUCUGAUGAUGAUUGUUGGACUUUACUCUCGAAGCAUGCAUUUGGUGAUGAAGACUAUGUUCGUGGUAAAUACCCAAAGCUAGAAGAGAUUGGCAGGAAGAUUGCUAGAAAGUGUGGUGGAUUGCCGAUAGCUGCAAAAGCACUUGGAGGACUAUUGCGUUCAAAGGCGGUUGAAAAAGAGUGGACUGCAAUUCUGAAUAGCGACAUAUGGAACUUAAGAAAUGAUACAAUUUUGCCCACUUUGUAUUUGAGUUAUCAAUAUCUUCCCUCUCAUUUAAAAAGAUGCUUUGCCUAUUGUUCUAUUUUCCCAAAAGAUUACCCACUGGAUAGGAAGAAAUUGGUUUUGUUGUGGAUGGCAGAAGGCUUCCUUGAUUAUUCUCAAGGCGAAAAAACGGCGGAGGAAGUCGGUGAUGAUUAUUUUGUCGAAUUGUUAUCUAGAUCGUUAAUUCAACAAUCAAAUGAUGAUGCUUGUGGAGAAAAGUAUGUCAUGCAUGACCUUGUUAAUGAUUUAGCAACAUUCAUAUCAGGAAAAAGUUGUUGCAGGUUUGAAUGUGGUAACAUUUCUAAAAAUAUCCGCCAUUUGUCAUAUAACCAAAAGGAGUAUGACAAUUUCAUGAAGUUGAAGAAUUUCUACAAUUUCAAAUGCUUGCGAAGCUUCCUACCCAUUUACAUCGGACCCAUUUACUUAUGGUGGGCCCAAAAUCACUUAUCCAUGAAGGUGGUUGAUGAUUUGCUACCAAAACUCAAAAGGUUGCGUGUGUUAUCGCUAUCCAAGUAUACAAACAUCACCAAGCUACCAGAUUCAAUUGGCAAUUUGGUGCAAAUGAGGUAUCUAGAUCUCUCCUUAACUAGAAUCAAAAGCUUGCCUGAUACGAUAUGCAACCUUUUUAAUUUGCAAACCUUUAUUUUAUUUGGUUGUUGCGAUCUUUGUGAAUUGCCAGCGAAUAUGGGAAAUUUAAUCAAUUUACAUCACCUUGAUAUAAGUGAGACUGGCAUAAAUGAGUUGCCCAUGGAUAUUGUACGACUAGAAAACCUUCAAACAUUGACAGUUUUCAUCGUGGGGAAGCUACAGGUAGGGUUAAGUAUCAAAGAGCUUCGGAAAUUCUCGCACCUACAAGGAAAACUUACCAUCAAGAACCUAAAUAAUGUAGUUGAUGCCACGGAGGCACACGAUGCCAACCUGAAAAGCAAAGAGAAAAUUGAAGAGUUAGAGUUGUUAUGGGGCAAACAAAUUGAAGACUCACAAAAAGAGAAAAAUGUACUUGAGAUGUUGCAUCCAUCAGUAAACUUGAAGAAACUAAUCAUAGACUUGUAUAGCGGGACAAGCUUUCCAAAUUGGUUGGGAAAUUCUUCGUUUUCUAACAUGGUAUCCAUCAACAUCACUAACUGUGAAUAUUGUGUGACACUUCCACCGUUAGGGCAACUACCUUCUCUCAAAGACCUAAGUAUAGGGUAUAUGUUAAUAUUGGAGAAAAUUGGCCCAGAGUUCUAUUGUGUCGUAGAAGAAGGUUCUGAUUCUUCCUUCCAACCAUUUCCCUCCCUUGAGUGUAUAACAUUUUUCAACAUGCCAAAUUGGAAGGAAUGGCUUUCCUUUGAAGGAAACAAUUUUGCCUUUCCUCGUCUUAAAAUUCUGAAGAUACUUAAUUGUUCUGAAUUGAGGGGGAAUUUACCUUGCCACCUUUCUUUCAUAGAAGAAAUUGUAAUAGAAGGUUGUGCUCAUCUAUUGGAAACACCGCCUACUUUGCAUUGGCUGUCGUCAUUGAAAAAAGGUAAUAUCAAUGGGCUUGGUGAAAAGACUCAAUUAUCAUUGCUUGGGAGUGACUCUCCAUGUAUGAUGCAACAUGUAGUCAUUUGUAGGUGUGUUACGCUAUUAUCUAUUCCAAAAAUGAUUUGAGAAGCACUUGUCUUCAACACUUGGAACUCUAUGAUAUUCCAUCUCUCACUGUGUUUCCCAAAGAUGGUCUACCCACUUCUUUGCAGUCACUUAGUAUUAAAAGGUGUGAGAAUUUAUCCUUUCUUCCUGCUGAAACGUGGAGCAAUUACACAUUGCUUGUGAGUCUUGAUUUAUGGAGUAGCUGUGAUGGACUAACAUCCUUUCCACUUGAUGGUUUCCCUGCACUCCAAAGACUUAACAUUAGUAACUGUAGGAAUUUGGAUUCCAUUUUUACUUUAAAAAGUCCUUUACACCAAUAUUCGAGCCUCCAAUCACUUCAUAUCCAAUCCCAUGAUUCAGUUGAAUCAUUUGAAGUCAAGCUUCAGAUGAACACGCUCACGGCUCUUGAAGAGUUGGACUUGGAUUGUCAGGAGUUAUCAUUUUGUGAAGGAGUUUGUCUUCCUCCCAAAUUACAAUCAAUUGAUAUUUGGUCCCAAAGAACAACAACUCCUAUAAUGAAAUGGGGUCUUGAAGAUCUGACCGCUCUUUCAAGACUGAAAAUUGGAGCAGGUGAUGAUAUAUUUAACACCUUGAUGAAGGAGUCGUUGCUUCCCAUCUCCCUUGCAUCUCUAUAUAUCAGUGAUCUCUAUGAAAUGAAGUCCUUUGAUGGAAAUGGGCUUCGACAAAUCUCCUCUCUCGAAAAUCUUGAAUUUCUUAAUUGUCUACAGCUUGAGUCAUUGCCAGAAAACUGCCUCCCUUCCUCGCUGAAAUUACUUGUGUUUGAAAACUGUAAAAAGCUUGAAUCGUUUCCAGAAAAUUGCCUACCUUCGUUGCUUGAAUCACUUAGAUUUUAUGGUUGUGAAAAGCUUUACUCAUUACCAGAAGACAGCCUUCCUGAUUCUCUUAAGCUACUGAUCAUUCAAAGAUGCCCAACAUUAGAAGAAAGGUAUAAAAGGAAGGAACAUUGGUCCAAAAUUUCUCACAUCCCUGUCAUAGAAAUAGAUGGACAAGUCACAAUAUGAGGACAGGCUGUGUUCCCGUUUCAGGAGAUCAAGGCCUAAGUGGAUGAAAAUCAGGUCGCUGGAUGAAUUCAAGACAAAUGUGGGUCUGUCAUGAUUCUUCUUGUAAACUUGUUUUAGAUUGGAUUUACUUAGCUAAUAUGCAGUCUGCAUGAGCCAGUUAGACAACACAAAGCAGUAGGGUUUGUAUAAUAUUCUUAAUUUGAAUCUGUAAGUGAAUUAAUGCUCCUAUAAACAUUUGUUGAAAAUAGUUACAUACAGUAUAUCCUGUCUUCAAAGUACAUACAUUGUUAAAUUAGGUCUGUCUCGUGUCGGUAUCUAAGAUUAUA